Cryptomeria japonica (Japanese cedar) is the source of this 1342-nucleotide messenger RNA. RefSeq names its product protein VACUOLELESS GAMETOPHYTES-like. The record is from RefSeq and is a predicted model, not a curated record. NCBI's taxonomy places the organism in Eukaryota, Viridiplantae, Streptophyta, Pinopsida, Cupressales, Cupressaceae. The transcript has 7 exons. Bases 58 to 1134 code for a protein of 358 amino acids.
UCUUCUCAAAUUGUCUGUGCUAUCUGGGCGUCGAAAUUCUAGUGAUCUGCGUAGAAGAUGCAGCAGCUCAUACACCAUCCGAGCAAUUUUGCUCAGCAUAUAUCCUGUGCCACGGCCAAUAUGGCUGAAGAAAGGAUCAUACACCAUCGGAGCCACCCGGGGCAUUGGCUCAGCCUUUUCAAAUAUAAAAGAGAGUUUAGAUGCAAAGAUUGCGGAGAGGAAGGGCGCGGUAACGGGUAUGGGUGCGCUGUUUGCAAUUUUGAUCUGCAUAUAUCCUGUGCCACAGUUAAUAUGAUAGAAAGAAAGCAGGACAUACAGCAUCCGAUCGACCCAGGGCAUUGGCUCAGCUAUGUUCAAUAUCCACGUGGUUUUAUUUGCAACGGUUGCGGAGAGAAAGGGCGCGGUAAUGGGUAUGGAUGUGCUGUUUGCAAUUUUGAUCUGCAUAUAACCUGUGCCAUGGUUAAUAUGGCUGAAGAAGGGGGCAUACAGCAUCCAAGCCACGCAGAGCACCGCCUCAGCUUUUUUAAAUAUAAAACUGAGUUUAAAUGCGACAGUUGCGGAGAGAAAGGACGCGGGAACGGGUAUGGAUGCGCUGCUUGUGAAUUUGAUAUGCAUAUAUCUUGUGCCACGAACAGUACGGCUGAACAAAGGCAGGUCAUAGAGCAUCCGAUCAACAAAGAGCAUAACCUCAGCUAUGUUCGAUAUCCAAGGGGUUUUAUUUGCAAUGGUUGCGGAGAGAAAGGGCACGGGAACGGGUAUGGGUGUGCUGUUUGCAAUAUUGAUCUGCAUAUAUCCUGUGCCACAGUUAAUAUGGCUGAACAAAGGCAGCCCAUACAGCAUCCGAGCCACUCUGGGCAUUGCCUUAGCCAUGUUCGAUAUCCAGUUGGGUUUAAAUGCGAUGGUUGCGGAGAGUAUAUACAUGGGAACGGGUAUAGAUGCGGUGCUUGCAAUUUUGAUCUGCAUGAAUGCUGCGCCACGGCUCGCCCGCAACCAGACAGAAAUGAUCGUCAUCGUAGCGGUCGCUCAAUGGCUUUACGCGGUGGACUGUUUCUUGGAAAGCUGGCCUUUGGAGCCUUUACGGGAGACCCCACAAGUAUUGCAGAAGCCUUCACUGACUUGUUUUCAUCUGAUUAAGUGGGAGAUUUUUCAAGUAAAAAAACAAAUGUUUAUAUGAAAAUCAGAUAUUAUCUUGUAUUUGGAAGGGUAUAAAAAGAAGGGAAGAAGAAAUUAUGGAAAAGAUAUUAAUUGAAUUUUUGGAGAGCAAAACAAGAAAAAAAAAAAAGUAUUUUUUUAAAGUCUUUUACUUGUUAUUUGUUUGAAAAAAUAAUAGAAACUUAUUAAA